AUGCAAAGAGCUUUUCUAUUGGCUACCUUGGUAGCUAUGCUUCUUGGAGCAGACGGAGCGAAUGUCGACUGGGUCAGGACGUCACCGUCGGAACAAGGACCUAGCACGUUGUUUGAAACUCAUUCAGCGCCAGCCACCUUCAGAAAGUUACGUCAGGCCCCCGGGGAUGACCACAGUAUCACCCUUCAAAUUGGUCUGCGGAAUACGCGCUUUGAAGAUUCCAUUGACGACCUCUUGGAGCAGAUGUCUGAUCCAGCCCAUCCUAAGUUCCGACCUCAUCUCAACGACAAGGAGUUGGCAGAAUUAAGUCAACCAGAUGACGAGUCCAUCGAAGCCGUCGAAGGAUGGCUCAAAGGCCACGGAUUCGCCAACCACCAGAUGAAAUGGACCGCUCACAAAGAUUGGAUCAGCUUGGAGAAAGUACCAUUGAAGAAGGUCGAAUACAUGCUUGACACGACUUACUCUGUUUAUCAACAUCACGAUGGUGAACAUUUGAUCCGAACUGAGCAAUACAGUCUGCCGAAGAAUCUCCAUUCCCACAUUGAGUUGAUCCAAUUUGGACGCUUACAAAAACAACGCUCCUCCGUAAGAGUAAUCGAAGAGCUGCCUUCAGCCAAGAGUAAAGUGUUACUCGAUCCCGACAUUCCCAACACAUGUACCGACCCAUCAAGUGUAACAAAUGACUGUUUACGACAGCUCUACAAGACUGAUGACUAUAAAGUCCAAGCUUCUCAGUCCAAUAUGAUUGGCAUCACCGGUUACCUGGAGGAAGUAGGCAACUUCAAAGAUGCCGAAAUGUUUUUGAAAAAUCAAAGACAGGACCAGGUGGGUGGGACAUUUGAGGUCGUGUCGGUGAACAACGGCAGAGACAGUCAAGAUUUGGACCAGGAUCAGAUCGACCGCCAGCUCGGUGUUGAGGCAAAUUUGGACACGCAAACUGCUCUAGGGUUUACUUUGCCAACGCGCAACAUCUUCUGGUCUGUUGGAGGCAGCCCGCCGUUCACGCCUGAUUUGACCACCCCUUACAAUACCAACGAGCCGUACAUUGAGUGGUUAACGUACAUACUUGGUCAACCACAGGACCAAAUCCCUAAGGUCAUUAGCACUUCGUACGGCGACAACGAGCAAACUGUUCCGCUCAGCUAUGCGCGUCGAGUGUGUAAAGGCUUUGCAGCUUUGGGAGCCCGCGGCGUGUCGGUAAUCUUUUCGUCGGGUGACUUUGGCGUUGGUAAAACUGGGUUUUGUUACGCCAAUGGAGGAGACCAAACUGAAACCUUCCUGCCAACCUUCCCGGCAACUUGCCCGUAUGUCACAUCUGUCGGUGCUACAGAAAAAUUCUUUCCAGAAGUAGCUGUUUCUGAAAGCGGACCCGGAGGGUUCAACAGUGGAGGCGGUUUUUCGAACUACUUUGCAACACCCAAGUGGCAGAAAAGAGAAGUUGACCGCUAUCUUAACUACCUGGGACCCGACACUUACCAGGGCCUUUACAACCGAACCGGUCGAGGAUUCCCCGAUGUUUCCGCACAGGGUGCCAAAUACGUUAUCGCUUGGCAGCAGUCAUUCUUGACCGUCGGAGGCACAUCCGCAUCGGCACCCACGUUCGCCUCCAUCAUCGCAUUGCUCAACGACUACAGCAUGUCUUUAGGUGGUCCAUCGCUGGGCUACCUCAACCCAUGGCUAUAUGGCACUGGAUACCGUGGAUUGAAUGAUGUCCUCAGCGGCAGCUCUAGUGGAUGCAACACCACCGGAUUUUCAGCCAUCCGAGGCUGGGACCCGGUAACUGGAUUGGGAACCCCUAAUUUCCGCAAGUUGCAGCGUCUAGUUCGACCUUGGAGCAUGGCAAUGGCCAAGCAAAUGGGAUCUUAA
Molecule: messenger RNA, 1866 nt
Organism: Puccinia triticina
Lineage: Eukaryota; Fungi; Basidiomycota; Pucciniomycetes; Pucciniales; Pucciniaceae
Exons: 9
Coding region: 1-1866 (621 amino acids)
Biological process (GO): proteolysis
Molecular function (GO): serine-type endopeptidase activity; tripeptidyl-peptidase activity
Source: RefSeq, a predicted model, not a curated record